AACCACCGAGGAGGCCACGGUCCAUUUUGCGAUCCCUCAACACUUAAUACUUCUACUUUGCCCAACAUCCCUAUGGAUUGAGGCUGAUGUCCUUGGGUGGUAACGUCUUACUCUUUUCUUGUUGAUUGUAUUUGAAACACUUCCCAUUGAUACGGUGCUUCAUCCACUAUUGACGAUACCUGUUCCGGCUCGGUCGUUGUUUGGGACGGCCCCUGGAGGCAGCGACAUCCUGUCUUCGCGCCUCAACUCUUCAUCCGGCUUCCGAAACCCUACCCGAUAUCUCUCAGGCAAUUGAUAGAAGCUCUGGUCCAUAGUCUGGUGUGUUGCCGCACAGGUCAAAAGGACGUCAGCGCCAGAAGUGGGGAGCAGCUCCCUCUUUCCAUUGACUAACUCCUUCUUUGGUACAUCGCGCUAUCUACCACGUGGGAUUACACAUCACCUCACUUUUGGCUGGUACCUUGAAAAGCACUUUGUUCCCACUUUCAACAUGGGCGAACGUAAAUUCAGAACAUCCUCAAAAUCUCAGACUGGACACAGUCGCAAGAUGACGACUCCAGGAGUAUCGACUCUUACGGCCCUUCUGCAGAGUGCCUCCACAGGGAAUGCCUCCCUCGUCAGAUGCCCGGCGGGAACCCUCGAAAGAUUUCGAAGUCUGAACCAGGCCGAGUACAUUAUCCUAUUCACACCGGUCGUUCCCCAUCCACCUUCGACCGAGCUCCAGAGAGACAUGGAUCCCUUCGAGCCUCUUGGGAGAUCACUUUCGAAACGCCAUCGACGCAUUCGACACGUUCCCUACGUCCCAAGCCGAGGCAUCACACCAACUCACAUUGACUUCCUUAGUUCGGCGGGGUCUGUAGUAGUGGUCGUGUGCACUACUGAGAACGUUACAGUGCAAAGUACUCUCGGUUACGACGAUCAGACGAAGUUUGCCCGAGACAUCACGAGAAAAGUCCAAGAGGACAAAACCCUUACCAGCGUGUCUCUCCUUUUACUCCUGAUCACAAACGGCGCCGGCAGCCAGGUUCACGAAGAUGGGGUCAGGGAGUUUCCAGCCCUCAUCACUUGCAGCAGCUACACCCCGGCUGCUCUCGAGGAUGCUGCCCGUGUCAUUUUUGGGGUUUGAACGUCGUACACGCCUUCAAGACGAAGACACGACAACAGAGUCAAGGAUCCUAUCAGACGUCGUGAUGCUAAAAGCCGAGUCGGGAGCUCUUCCAUAUGGUUUCACGGGAUCUGGGCUCUGCAUUGUGGGAUGUACAUUGAGCAGCCUUACUAGGCAGCGUUCACCAUUUCGCUGUAUCUCCUUUCUAUUUUCCUUGUCAUUAUUCUGCCGGUAUGUAGGAUAU
Molecule: messenger RNA, 1346 nt
Organism: Lindgomyces ingoldianus
Lineage: Eukaryota; Fungi; Ascomycota; Dothideomycetes; Pleosporales; Lindgomycetaceae
Exons: 1
Coding region: 488-1123 (211 amino acids)
Source: RefSeq, a predicted model, not a curated record